This is a messenger RNA of Oppia nitens, 1104 nucleotides long. RefSeq names its product replication factor C subunit 5-like (gene RfC3). The transcript has 8 exons. NCBI's taxonomy places the organism in Eukaryota, Metazoa, Arthropoda, Arachnida, Sarcoptiformes, Oppiidae. Gene Ontology annotation, biological process: DNA repair; DNA-templated DNA replication. Gene Ontology annotation, cellular component: nucleus; DNA replication factor C complex. The record is from RefSeq and is a predicted model, not a curated record. Gene Ontology annotation, molecular function: ATP hydrolysis activity; DNA binding; ATP binding. The coding region runs from base 103 to 1104 and encodes 333 amino acids.
UUGAGCGGUUUUUCAAACAAACACACAAUCAGUGAAUGCAUUGUCUGAAUGUUGUGUUGUCUUCACUGAAUCAAUAGUUUGUCCACUGAUUUGAUGCAAUAAAUGCCAGAAAAGGAUCAAACAAUGUCUGACAACUCAAACAUUUAUUGGGUUGAGAAGUACCGACCGAAACAAUUGGAUCAAUUGAUUUCACACCAAAAUAUUAUCAACACAUUGAGCAAAUUCAUAGCCGAGAACCGUUUGCCACAUCUAUUACUCUAUGGCCCGCCGGGCACUGGCAAGACAUCGACAAUCCUGGCCUGUGCUCAACAACUGUAUUCACCGCAACAAAUGGCAUCUAUGGUUCUUGAGUUGAACGCAUCUGACGAGAGGGGCAUUGAUGUGGUUCGGGGACCGAUACUUAACUUUGCGUCGACUAAAGCUGUCUUCAAAAGUGGUUUCAAACUCAUUAUUUUGGAUGAAUGCGAUGCCAUGACUAACGACGCACAGAAUGCUCUCAGAAGAAUAAUGGAGAAGUUUUCAGUGAACGUCCGGUUUUGUUUGAUAUGUAACUACUUGUCCAAAAUAAUACCAGCCCUACAGUCCCGGUGCACUCGAUUCAGAUUUGCGCCGUUAAGUACCUCACAAAUCAUUCCUCGAGUUAAAUAUAUUGUAAAUGAGGAACAAAUUAAAGCUACUGAUGAUGGUAUCAAAGCUCUUAUAGACCUAUCGGAUGGCGAUAUGAGAAAAGUGUUAAAUAUAUUGCAGAGUACUUCCGCUGCUUUUGAUGAGAUCAAUGAACACAAUGUUUAUCUUUGUUGUGGACAUCCAUUGAAAGAAGAUAUCGAAAACAUUCUUAAUUUAAUUCUUAAUAAGAAGUUUAGCUCAAUUUAUGAAAGUAUUAUGGAAAUGAAAAGAGAGAAAGGGUUAGCACUUCAAGACAUAAUUACUGAUUUGCAUCCCUAUGUUAAUAGAAUUGAUUUUCCAACUUAUCUUAAAAUUGAAAUCUUAGAGAAAAUGGCAAAUAUUGAAUAUCAACUAUCUUCGGGUUCAUCCGAACGCUUACAAUUAGCCGCACUUAUCGGCGCUUUUCAGACCGCCAGAGAUAUUUCGCAAAAGUCUUAA